This is a messenger RNA of Paraglomus brasilianum, 303 nucleotides long. Lineage: Eukaryota; Fungi; Glomeromycota; Glomeromycetes; Paraglomerales; Paraglomeraceae. The record is from the annotation of a GenBank genome assembly.
AUGGUCCGGCAACGCGUUGCAAUGUUAUGGGUUCGCCAGCAUGUUGUUACCUUUCAAGUAGACAGAAACAAGAUCACCUAUGGGAGCGUGCAAGGAAUACGUCGUUCGCCACCUCGACAGCUUAGCAAACCAAUGCGAAGAUGCGUGGCUCAAGAGUCACAAGGGCAUCCACCCCGCGUCCUAUGGAACCUCUUAAUCCUCCUUGCCACAACGAAGAAGAAGUCAAUCUUUGACUUACUUCGCUCUGAAAAUUUUUCAGAUCCCUUGUUAGGCUGUCGCCGUGCGCAGCAUAGACGUAUUUAA